CACAUUGUAUAUUAUUCAACUGCUAAAGUUUGUUUUAUAUGACAUCACAAUGCUAGCUAGCCUUUUCCAAUUUGGCUCAAGAAGCGUCUCUCGCUUGGCCUAUGCGCGACAUUUUCAUCGUUCGGUUCAUAGGAACAAGUUGACUACAUUUCACCUUAGUGAUAUCGGUGAAGGUAUAUCUGAGGUUGAAUUAGUACGAUGGAAUAAGAAUGUUGGUGACGAGGUAGAGGAGAUGGAGACAGUUUGCACUGUGCAGAGUGACAAGGCUGCUGUGGACAUUACGAGUCGUUAUACAGGUUUGGUGAAGAAAUUAUAUGUAGAGCAAGGCAAGUUAAUAAAGAUAGGUUCGCCUUUGAUGGACAUUGACGCUGAGGAUGAUACUCCUGCUGUAUCUGAGCCCACCGAAACUACGAAAUCUUCGAUCCCAUCCAAACCAGUUGCACAGUCUUUUAAGAGAUCGCAUGGCGACUCUGUUAGAGCUGCUCCCAGUGUACGUCAGUUGGCGAAGCAGUUGGGUGUUGACAUUACCAAGGUUGUUCCUAGUGGUUCUAAUUCCCAAAUAACCCGUGAAGACGUUGAAAAGUUUGCUGCGUCUUCUCAGUCUGUUUCAGGUGGUAUUCCUGGCGAUUUUGUGAAGCUUAACUCAGUUGGACGUGGCAUGGUAAAAUCCAUGGUUGCUUCUUUGGAGGUGCCUCACGUUACUGUUGGCGAGGAUGUUGAUUUGACAGAGCUUAAAUCUUACUACUUACAGAAGCGCGCGUUGGAAACUGACAUUAAGUUGACUAUGACUCCAUUUUUAUUGAAAGCAUUUUCUUUAGCGCUUAGUGAAAAUCCUAUUAUGAACUCUAAGUUUAAGGGUGAUGGCUACAUUGCCUAUAAGGAGCACAACAUCAAUGUGGCUGUUGCCACUGAUCAUGGUCUAUUGGUCCCUGUAAUUCGCAAUGUGGAAUCCAAGUCCAUUAGGGAGCUACAGGUUGAUUUAGCUCGUGUUCAGCGUCUUGCCGCUGAAAUGCGUCUAUCCCCGGGUGAUAUGAGCGGCGGUACAGCUACUUUGAGUAACCUUGGAGCCAUUGGUGGCACUCACGUAAAUGCUCGUUUGUUUGAUGGUCAGGGUACUAUUGUGGCAUUUGGUGCAGCGCGUAAGACUCCUUGUUAUGUUGGUGACGAGUUGGUUCCUCGUGACAUUGCUUGCUUAGGUGUUACGGCAGACCACCGUCACAUUGACGGUGCUGCGAUCGCUCGUUUUGCUGCAGCUCUCAAGCGUUAUCUACAGGAUGUUUCGAAUUUUGAUGUACACUACUGAUGUGGCUAUUUCUUUUUAAGAUUUUUACUUAAAAUUUAUGAUUUACUUUUU
This is a messenger RNA of Babesia bovis T2Bo, 1354 nucleotides long. Its product is annotated as lipoamide acyltransferase component of branched-chain alpha-keto acid dehydrogenase complex. Lineage: Eukaryota; Apicomplexa; Aconoidasida; Piroplasmida; Babesiidae. The coding region runs from base 50 to 1303 and encodes 417 amino acids. The transcript has a single exon. Gene Ontology annotation, cellular component: cytoplasm; mitochondrion. The record is from RefSeq and is a predicted model, not a curated record. Gene Ontology annotation, molecular function: lipoic acid binding; acetyltransferase activity.